AUGGCGCUGACACGGCGAACGAGCAGCUUUCUGAGCAUGCGAUCUGGCACGGCGACGAACAUCCUCACGGAGGUCAAGAUCAAGACGAAGAAAGCCCUCCACGAAGCGGAAAAAGUCUACUGCGAAUUUGACAUCAAUGUGGCCGACUUGCUUGCGCAACUGGCGCUGUACUGCAUGAUGGGCGGCGAGUACGACGAGGCAUUGCCGCUUCUCCAUCGAAAGCUUGUCAUCCAUGAAAAGUUUGGGCCCGACGAAUGCGUUGGUGACACACUGCAGCAACUUGGAACAGCUUAUCGUCUGUACGCGAACCACGCGUUGGCUGUGCAGCAUCUCGAGAAGGCGCUCGAUAGGCGGGAGAAGGCCGCCGUCGCAACCAGGUCGAGGAAAGAUCACGAAAAGGUAGCAGAAACACUGAACAGCUUGGCUCUUGUGCACCACAUCCAAGGAAACGCCGCCGUCGCAGACGCCUACCAUUCGAGAAGCGUCGAAACGUAUGCGAUGUGGGCAGGAGCCGACGACGGACAGAGUGAGGACAUUCCGUGGGAGGUCUUCAAGCGCGUACAAUCGGAGAAAAGCACCCCGACGAUGGCUCAAAACAGCAUGACGCUGCUCAAGACGAACCUGCGCAUGGCGAUACAGGACGUUGCGGUCCAUUGUUCAGUCAAGCCAUCAUCCUCCCACCCUGCAGAGAAACGUGUGUUCGGGUCGAUGCACGCUGGUAGCCACAUGAAUACCCGUGAACAUGACGGCAAGGCACUGAAUGCGCCGUUGGUCACGGCCCCAACACGUAUGCGGUCUCUGUCCGUUGGCUCGGCGCCUCUCUCCGACAACCGACUUGACCAAAUCCUCCACGAUUCGCCCAACCGUCGCAACCUGAGCCAUGCCGUCGGCUCGACACCCCCCUCCCACCGACAUCAACACCACAUCAGCGCCGACCACGUCCCAGCGGUGGCUGGAGCAUCCCAUCCACCGUUUGUUCGAGUCGAUCCUGCUCCAGCAGAUCGAUCCACUGUCCAUGAACCGAUCACGACGUUCCCGAUCCUCGUGCACCGCAUCGAAGGGGUAAAGCAUCUUGUCGCGGCUGGGCACGUCGUCGACGCGGACGUAAAUCGCCUCGCGUGUGAUAUUGCUUUGAUUGCCGCGGGGGAUUUGCGGCAAGUGGGGCUGUGCAUGCUCGGUCUGCUGCACGACUCGUUGAAACUCUCGCGGCAGCUCGACUGUCGUCAAUUGCCCGUCGUCGAAGGAUACCUCGAGAAGAAAAGCUCGUCGCUGUUUCGGGGAUGGGAGAAGCGGUGGUUCAAGGUCGACACCCGGACCGCCGUCAUGACGUACUUUCAUUCGAAAGAAGAUCACAUGCGCGGGUUUGCCCCGCGCGGCACGUUUGCGUUGGCGCGGAUUUCGCACAUUGUGACGCACCAGCACUUGCGCGGCAGCCACUACGCCUUUGACAUUGUUGUUGACAUGGGUACUCGAGCGAAUCCGCAUGCAUGCCGGACGUUCGAGCUGCGCAGUGACUCGGCGACGGAUCUCAAGAAUUGGGUGGACACCAUUGAAAAAUACAAAACCGCCACGGCCGCGCCAAAGGCGCCGGGCGCCUCGCCAUAG
This is a messenger RNA of Aphanomyces invadans, 1605 nucleotides long. RefSeq lists its product as hypothetical. The record is from RefSeq and is a predicted model, not a curated record. Gene Ontology annotation, molecular function: protein binding. Bases 1 to 1605 code for a protein of 534 amino acids. NCBI's taxonomy places the organism in Eukaryota, Oomycota, Saprolegniomycetes, Saprolegniales, Verrucalvaceae. The transcript has 8 exons.